UGCUUAGCAACGGAUAGGAGGAUGGAGACCGGCAGUGGUGCUGAAUCAGAGAUUGCAGACGAUGAAAAUAAACAGCUGCUUACAAAAGAUGAAGAGGCAGAGGACAGCAGUGCCAAAGAGGAAGGGGAAGGAGCAGCUCCCCCAGUGGUCAUGGAAGAAGAGGGAGAACAUGCUCUUACAGAGGAAGGGACAGAAGCUGGUGCUGCUUCAGAGUUCACAGAAAAAGGGACAGAAGGUGAUCUUGCAUCAACCAUAGAAGGAGGAAUAGGCGGGUUGCUUGCAACAGCCACAGAAGAAGAGGUAGGGGCACUUCCUGUGGUGGCCAUGGAAGAUGAGACUGGAAGUGUCCCUACAGAGGCUAUGGAAGAGGGGGCUGGAGGUCCUCCAGUGGUGACCACAGAAGAAGGGGCAGGAGGUGCUUCUGCAGAGCCCUUGGAAAAUGAGACAGAAGGUAUUCCUGAAAUGACCAUGGAAGAGACUGCGCCCAGCAUGAUGACAAGUCAAGAUGUUCCUGAGGAUAGAGGGCCCACCUUUGAAAAGGAACAGGUUUCUGAGGUUUUCUCAGAGGAGGCUCAAGUGGCCAAUAUUCCUUCCAGAGUAUUCAGUGAGGCCUCUCCUUCAUCUUCAGGAGCCAGCAGCCUGAGAUCUGAAGUGGCAGAGCUGUCAGAGGAGCGUUUCGUAUCAGGUACCACUAGAUCAGUGAUCUUCCCUCCUUACAUUGACUCUGAACUUCAGACUUUGUCUCUACACCUCGGUCCAAUGGAAGAUCAAGAGAAUGAGGCCAUUUUGCAUUUUGCCGAGAGGGCGCUUGGUGGUGAUCAGGCAGAAGAAGAAACCCAGUUAGUUGUGCUGGACCCAGAACAUUCCCUGAUGAAAAGAUUCCAAACUGCUCUAAAGGACUACCUCAAUAAACAGAUCGGAAAACUAACUGAAGAGCUUCGGGAGCUGACAGCAGCCACAAAGAAUGGGAAGAUGCAGAGAGAAGAGCUUGGUGUAAUCCUCUAUGGGGUCCAGCAGCAGUUGGCCCGUCUGCAGAUGGAACUGGAGAAGAACCACAAUUGUCAUUCCCAGAUUGCUAUGUCACGCCGGCAACUGGAGGAGGAAUUGCAUGACCUCAGAAGUGCGUACAAGAAGAACUGCCAGAGUGCAGAGGACGAACGCAAAAGAGUUUCAUCCAUGCAAACUGAGAUGGAAAGUCUGUCCCUGCGCCUGUUUUAUAUGCAGAACAUGGACCAAGAUGUCCGGGAUGAUAUUGCUGUGAUGAAAAGAACAGUGAAGAAGGCUGAGAUGGAGAGGAUGCGUGCAGAGGUGGAAAAGCAAAAACAGGACCUUCACGUGGACCACUUAACAAGGAGGGUCAAUGAGCUGCAGGAACAGAUUGCUCUUUACGAAGCACAGCACAUGGCCCAAGCUGAAGAUACCAGGAUCACACGCCAGGAAGUGGGAGAGGCAAGCAUAGAGAUACAGGCCAUUCACCUGGAGAAAAAGCAGCUCUUGCAUCAGUGGACCGUCAGCUUGAAUGGCAUGAAGCGCAGAGAUGAGGCCUAUGCUGCCAUGCAGGAAGCACUGAGAGAAUCCAGGCACAAGCUCAAAUCUUUAGAGAUUGAGAUUGAAGUCUACAAGAAGUCCAUCAUUAAAGAGGAGGAAAGAAAUGAACUGUUGGCUUCUAUUUUGAACCGUUCGGAGAAUGAUGCCAACACAAGCAGGAAGCUGAUAGCCCAGAGUUUGUCUAAACAGGAUGCCAUGAAAGUGGAGUUUAGCACCUAUACUCGCACCCUCCAUGAAACAGAGCAAGCCCUGAGUCGGGCCAGUGCGGAUCAAGCUGCUCGUAUGAAUGAGUUGGUGGUUCUUCGAAGAGAGACAGAGAAGGGAUCGCAAGCCAAGCAGCAGCUGGAGAAUGAAAUCAUAGGAAAGCUGCAGGAUCAGCUGAUGUCUAGCAAAGCAGCCAAGUACUAUUCACAACUAGCAGCUAAACUCCAAGACCAGCUCAUGACUCUGGAGAUACAGCUCACCAAAGUGGAGAAUGAUACAGCCCAAACCCUCCUGGAUAUAACAUCCACCAAUUGCAGGCUGAAUAUGCUUGAGAAGACCCUCUCAGAUCUGGACAAGGAAAUGGAUAACUUAAACAACCAGAUCAAUCACAGCGAAAAUGAGAUUGCUAAGCGUAACCUUAUGAUUGGACGCAAACAAGGGAUCAUCAACCUAUACAACAAGAAACUGGAAAUGUUAAUUUCUCAGCUGGGGGGACAAGAAUUGGGGCCCUUGGAAAUUGAAAUCAAGAGACUUGCUAAGCAGAUAGAUGAAACUGACUUAGAGGUGGUGAAGCUGCAGAGACACUGGAUGAAGCAGCAGAGAGAACUGGUGAAACUGACGGAGGAGCGGGAUGAGCAGCUGGCUUCUUUGGAUAUGUUAAAGAAAGAGAUCACAAUUAAAGAGCAGAAGAAAAUCCGCAUUGAGAAUGAAAUCCAGCAAGAAAAAAAUGAAUUGAAGAACAUUGAACGCCAUAUGAAGAACAUGGCUAAUGAUUUGGUGAAGCUACAUUUAUUGAUCAAUAAGAACAGGGAGAAUUCUGAAGAGUUGCAGCAGGGCAACACUAUCAUGGAAAAUGAGUUUGUGCGCACUCUUAAGGUAUCUGAAAGAGAAUCAAUUGAGAUGCAAGAGAAACUGGACUGCCUCCAGGAAGAAAAAGAGAGACUUCUCAAUAGUUUAGUGGAGGCAGAGUGUCACAUGAUGCAGUGGGAAAAGAAGAUACAGUUGGCUAAAGAGAUGCGAGCAGCCGUGGACUCAGAAACUGGGCAGGGUGAGAUCAGAGCCAUGAAGACAGAGAUUCACAGGAUGCAGGUAAGGCAUCAGCAGCUGAUGAAACAGCAAGAGAAGCUUAUGCGAGACAUGGAGGCAGCUGUGGCCCGCCGAGAGACCAUUGUGAUUCGUGGUGAAGGCCAACAGAAACUUAAUAAGCAAGUGCUCACCAAGGGUGAUUUCCAGUAUAAAAAACUGGAGCUGAAGAAGAAGAUCAAAGAGACUCAGAAGAAUGCUGAGGAGUGCAAUAGAACCAUAAUUCAGCUUGAAAAUACACAGAGAAAUGUCAGUAACGCUGUCCUGGAGAAACAGAAAGAGAUCUCCCUCUGGAAUGCUGAAAUAAAUGAGUUUGAAAUACAAGCAGAGCAGCUGCAGGCAAAGAAACGGCAGAAUCUUUCAGAUAUCGUGGCUUAUCAGAGUCGCACAAAGCAUUUGCAAGCUGUGAAGGAAGGGAGAUACAACCCAUUAUGUCGCUCUGAGUUAAUGAUACGCAUUGAACAACAGAAGCUGGAGGAGCGUUUGCAUGCCAUUAAUGCCAUUCUUCAUCAAGCUGGACAGGAGUACCCUCAUCACCAGAGGACACUGCAGAGGCUCAGCCAAAUCUUAAACAACCAGCUAGUUGCACAAGCAGAAGAAGAAAGAGGGUUAACAUACUAGGGCUGAAUCAUUUAUACUGUAGAUAUUUCAUCAAUAAAUAUGUAUUUGUGGAUGACUGGAACAUUAUUAUCUGAUACCUUGCCAAUGGAGGAGCACAACAAAAUGAUUUUGAAGUGCGGGGAUGG
Pogona vitticeps (central bearded dragon) is the source of this 3581-nucleotide messenger RNA. It is a transcript of the gene CCDC40, whose product is annotated as coiled-coil domain 40 molecular ruler complex subunit. Gene Ontology annotation, cellular component: cilium; cytoplasm. The record is from RefSeq and is a predicted model, not a curated record. Lineage: Eukaryota; Metazoa; Chordata; Lepidosauria; Squamata; Agamidae. Gene Ontology annotation, biological process: axoneme assembly; epithelial cilium movement involved in determination of left/right asymmetry; heart looping.